Messenger RNA from Racocetra persica, 417 nucleotides. NCBI's taxonomy places the organism in Eukaryota, Fungi, Glomeromycota, Glomeromycetes, Diversisporales, Gigasporaceae. The record is from the annotation of a GenBank genome assembly.
GCAGACGAGUUACCAGAUAAUCCAAACUUGCUGACUAGGAAAUGCAAUUGCUUUUCGCGGAAAAAUUCCGCCUAUGCCAAGCCCGCAAUUGCACUUGCGAAUGACGGUUUUAAUGGUGAAAACACAAACGGGAUUUUUAACAAAGAAGAAGGUUCACAAAACAAUCCAGAAAUUAGGAUUUUAGAGUUAGAAAAACAAAUGUCUGUGGUUAAAAGAGAAAGAGACCAACUGAUAUUAGAAAAAGAAAAUACGAAAAAGUGGAUAAGGAAAAAAGCCGAAGAGGUUGAGAAAAAAAUGAAAGAAUAUGAGGAAGAAGCCAAGAAGAAAGGAAUCGAAGCCGAGGAAUUAAUGCAAAAAUUUGGUCGUGCAGUAAUAAAUGAAUGGAAUAAAGAUAGAGAUGAGAGGAAUCAUUUAUGA